Molecule: messenger RNA, 459 nt
Organism: Ostertagia ostertagi
Lineage: Eukaryota; Metazoa; Nematoda; Chromadorea; Rhabditida; Trichostrongylidae
Source: the annotation of a GenBank genome assembly
AUGCGGGUUCCGGAAAAGGCGCCAGAAGAUGGGAUAAGGGUCUAUACCCCGGCAGUCAACGACACUGGUGAAGGUUUCAGUCUGGGUAAGAAGCAGAAAUACGUGAUAAUAACACCACUUCAAGAAUCAUGGCUUGCCUACGGAGCUCGUACCAUCUGCAUGGACGACACAUUCAAUUUGACAUCGUAUUGCCUGAGGCUGGCAACGGUCAUUAUCGUGGACGAGUGGGAUAGGGGGUUACCUGCUGCCUACCUCCUAUCCAAUCGAAUGACCGAAGAUGAGGUGGCGUCCCUGUUCAAAGAAGUGAAGACCUUGCUACCUUGCUUUGACACAGAGUAUUUUAUGAGCGACGACUGCAAUUCCUUCUACAACGGUUUCGUUAAGGUGUUCCCGCAGUCAAGGGCGCAGAAACUGCUGUGUUCAUUCCACGUUAUUCAGAAGAUCGCAGGAUCAUGGUAA